AUGUGUAUCCUGAAACACAUCUUCUACCAAUGCCCCGAGACUGAAGAAUCAAGAGAGGCCAAACAAGAGCACCCGGAUAACAACAUUCUCGAUCUCCCCAACAAGAAGGUGAAGCUAUACCGCAGAAUUGGCGAUCUUGACGCAUGUGUUAGGUUGAGGGCUGGAGAGGAACACCAUAUGCAGCAGGUUCGGGUCUACUGUGCCCACCCGUUCAUCGGCAACUGCAGACAACCCACGGGCAAGGUCGUCGAAAUUGUACAGGGCAUGUGUGCGGACUGUCUGUCCGUUUCCAGUGCUCUGCCUCGAAAGGCCUGGCUUCGCCAGGAGCAGCAGCUCAGCAGAGAUGUGACCGAGAGAAACCCUGAGCAGGAGACAAAAAUGAUGGAAAACAAGGCCUCCGCCUUUGGUUUAAAGACAGCCAACAAGAAGGACAAACAGAAUGACGGAGAGGAGGACGGAUCCGGCGGACCCGUGCUCAGAGGAGCCCCCUACACCGACGUACACCCAGACCUAUUUCAGUACUUUCAGCAAGUCGUUAUCCUGCUCAAACACUCCGUCGCGCGCAAGAUCCCAGAAGCGAACAUGCGCGAGGAUGAUCUAAAGCAGGUCAGGAUGGAGAUCCGUGCCGAGAGGUUCUGCCGUCGCGACGAUAAGCACUGGAUGGACGACCCUAAUGGUGGCGCGGCGGCUCGCAUGGCUAUAUGCAAGUGUACCAACGAAAGGAUUCCCAUGUGCGCCAACGUCGGCCGCGCGCUGCGGAUGUCCGAGGCUCAGCGCAUCCUGGAACACCAUUCCCGCAUGGUUAACCUCCUGGAGGCUAACUACAAGAGCACGGACAGCCGGCAUCUCCAGGAAGAGAGAACCGCCGCCCGGAGGUUCUUCCUCGACCGCCGAGGCGCCCGUGCCGACGUCGAGGAGAUGGCCGUCUACGACAUGUACCCGUCAGAGAAGCCGCGUUACCUCAACGCUAUAAUGGCGCUCAAUAACGAGGUGAAGGACAAGAUCAAACAGGUGCGCCAGGAGCAGUUGUGGAUCGAGACGGACGCGGAAUGGAGCGAGUUCGAGCGCCAGCUGCGCAUGCGCGUGCUCGUAGCCGCGCCGGCGAUCUUGUGGAUCGCGCUCGACAACGGGCUGAAGGACGAGGUCGCUGAGGAGUUAAUCGGCAUUGCGGUGACGUGGUUCCUGUACGUCGGGUCGAUCUUCGACCCCAUCCACUCGUAUGUCCAUGGCAUGCGCCCCGACAAGACAGACCAGCAGAAGGCCGCCGAGGUUGCGGUGUACAACGACAUUAAGAGGAUGUUCAGCGUGGUGACGCAGAUGUUUCCGGCAAGCGAUCUGGAUAGAUGGCAGGUGUUCCACAGCAAAUUCCCGGAUGGGGAAAUUGCUGUCGAGGGUCGCAGGUUUAGCCUCGAGGUUCGGAGGGCGUUCCAUGACAGGGAUACGUACUACGCGAACGCGAUACGCAAGGUGCCGGAUGCUCUGGCCGCGACUCGGAAGAGGGUUAUUUCAGUGGCCACGGCUACGGCCCGGCUGACGGGGAACCACCACCCCGCGCCUCAACAGCCGCAGGCGGACCAGUCCACAAGCGAUGAAUCUACGAACUUGAUAGAGUUUGAGGACGCGGCGGCCAAGGAGAAGGAGGACCCGCCCAUCUGCGGGAUUUGCAAAGACCCGUACGAUGACACUAACGAGCUGCUACGGGCAGUCGCGAUCUGUCCCCAGUCGAAUCUGCAUCUGUUGUGCUUCAGAUGCACCAUGGCACACGUGCUAUGGAUACGCGAGGUCAAUACAACGGAAAAGGGUAAGGAAGACAAGAUGCCCGAGUGUCCGGCGUGCAGAGAGGACUUCCACGGCGAGUUCUUUAGGAUCAGAUAUAAGGAUCUCGGUACGCUGGGUCAGCCUAGUGUGCAGGACGGGAAGGAUGCUGUGAGAGGUGCGCUCAUUUACCCUCCGAGUGAUGCCGUGCGACCUGGGCAGCCUUUUCUGUGGUGA
Molecule: messenger RNA, 1992 nt
Organism: Colletotrichum chrysophilum
Lineage: Eukaryota; Fungi; Ascomycota; Sordariomycetes; Glomerellales; Glomerellaceae
Exons: 1
Coding region: 1-1992 (663 amino acids)
Source: RefSeq, a predicted model, not a curated record